This is a messenger RNA of Komagataella phaffii GS115, 2421 nucleotides long. RefSeq names its product Essential 113kDa subunit of the exocyst complex. Gene Ontology annotation, biological process: Golgi to plasma membrane transport; intracellular protein transport; exocytosis. The record is from RefSeq and is a predicted model, not a curated record. Gene Ontology annotation, cellular component: exocyst; membrane. The transcript has a single exon. The coding region runs from base 1 to 2421 and encodes 806 amino acids. Lineage: Eukaryota; Fungi; Ascomycota; Pichiomycetes; Pichiales; Pichiaceae.
AUGCUUACACAUUCCAAUGAGGUGAGCAAAGAGUCGUUGUUGCUCCACUCAUUGAGCUCAGAUGACUACAUUGAAAACAUUGGACCAAUCAUUCGAACAGCCAUAAAGAAUAACGGACUGGAUAACCUCAUCGAAACCCUACAGGAGACAGUUUGUGAUAAAGAGCAACAAUUGCAGGAAGUCUCGGUCAAAGGUUCGUCAGAUAUAAAAUUGGCCGUGGGAAGCAUCAUAGAAGUGAAGAAGAUAUCUGAUGACCUUAGAUACAAAGUUUUGGAGAUAAACGACGAUCUAGAAUCUACGGGUAAGGUGCUUAAUGAGAAAAAUAAAGUCAGCAUAAAAUACAAAAAGUUGUACAAUAAGAUCAAUGAAACGAUAUUCGUACUGAAAUCCUGUCUACAGAUAUUAGAGCUCACCAAUAAGAUCAUUGAUUUGAUUGGAAAGAAAAGCUUUUAUCAUGCAUUGAAAAAUCUUCAAGAUUUGGUCAAUAUACAUUUGAACGAAAUCGAAACGUUUGAGUUUACCAAAAAGAUCAUCUCUUCGGUACCUACUUUGCACAAAAUGAUCAAAGAAGAUUCUUUUAGUUUCGUGAAGAAAUGGCUGGGUAAUCUGGAGAGACAUUUCCAUACAAUUGGCGAUGACUGUUUUCAACAACUGCAAGCUUUGAAUAGUUAUUGGGCGGAAACAAGAUCACAGAACCCUAUACUUGCACAAUACAGCAUUAACUCCCCCAUUGAGUUAUCGGUUCGGCCUGACAAAUUCAAAACUUUUGACCCCUUCUCGUUGAAUAAUAUUACUUUAGACAGCGUUUAUGACAGCAUGAUGGUUUAUGAUACCAUCAACGAGCUUGACGAAUUGAAAGAACAGUUCAAAAAAGAAUGGCUAAUAAAAAAGGAUCGAUUAGUUUAUCCGAUGUAUAAUUCAAACCCUUCCCAGGAGAUGUUUCUUGAUAGAAAUCAACUGAGGGAUUUCAUUUACAGUUUGAUAGGUCUGCUGGUUUGUGAUAGGCUCAUUGGGGUUAAGACCCAUUUCAAGCUCAGGUCAUCUAACGAAUCAAGAGAGAUGUUUGUUACUAUCUGUAAACGUCUGGUUCCAAUUUUAAAGAAGCAUGUGGAUGAGAAAAUAACCACUUUAGAUGACAUUAUUUUUUUCAAGAAGCUCAUUUGUUGUUCCAUUCAGAUCCUAGAACAAUGUGACUAUCCGAUCGAAAACCUUUAUAGCAUACUACUUUGCAUCUUGCAGAGAUACAUGAAGAUCAUCACCAACAAUUUUAAGAUUGAGUUAGUCAAGAACAUGAAUGCUGAUGACUCUAUGCCUCUGGUUGUUAAAGAUAUGGAGUCUUAUAAGUCAAUCUCGAUCAUAUCCUGGUACAGACACACGCCGUCAAAUAAUAGGUUUCCCAAACAGUUACCAUUCUCAUCAAUAUACCCAAUGACCUGCCUUCAAAUUCAAAAUCUUAUCAAAGAAGUGAACGAAUUCAUCGAUGACUUUUAUUCUUAUCAAGGAAGAGAAAUUCUGCGGAUCACAAUUGAGACGAUUGACUCUGUUUUGAAUAAUAUCGUUAUAAAGAACCUUCGUCAUAAAAUUGAGUCAACGAUUAAAGAAGUGAUCGCCCAGAAUUUGAUCAACUUGGAAUUUUUUUCAACAAGUGUGAGAGAGAUUGAGAACUUGCUAUCCUAUUCUUCUGAAUCCAGGUCGAUAGAUUCCAUUCAUUUGACUGCCUAUGAUAAUUUUCUAGCAACGAGGAAAUUGGCAGAGGACAAACUGUUUGAAAUGGUAGAUACAAAAGUGGAGGAUCUUUUGGACUUUGUCGACUACAAUUGGAGGACAAAAGAGCAAAAUCCAGAGCCCAACAUUUUCAUAAAAGAUAUUGGCCAGUUCCUACAAAUGAUGUUUACAUCAACUUUCUCCAAUUUGCCUCGAACCGUCAAGUCUCUAUUGCUUUUGCGUACUUUUGAUCUGUUAUCGAGCUAUUUCUUGGAUUUUCUGAAAAGAAGCAGUCUAUUCACCAAGGAGGCUAUCUACAAUUUCGACAUGGACAUCACGUAUAUCGAAUCAAUCAUUAAUGAACUCAAUGGGCAAAAUCAAAACCAACCUGCAGAUGAAGAUGAAGAAAAAUCCAUAGAAGAGCACAGUAUCCCAACCUCGGUAUCGUUACAAUCAACAUUCAUAGAAUUGAGGCAGCUGAUCAACUUGCUGAAAUCGGGAACUCUAGAUGAGUUCAGAGAGCAAUCAAUCAGAAUGAGAAAAUACGACAGGAUUAAACCGGAAGAUGCCAUCUCUGCAAUACAUAAACUGGAAAGGGAGCCAGAAAUUGGAGAAGAGGCAAACGAGUUGCAACAAAAUUCGGCAAUAGCCAGUAUCAGUGGAAGUGGCAGGUUUGCUCGUUUUGGAUACAAGUUCAAGAAGAGCACCGCUGGUUAG